Molecule: messenger RNA, 2550 nt
Organism: Metopolophium dirhodum (rose-grain aphid)
Lineage: Eukaryota; Metazoa; Arthropoda; Insecta; Hemiptera; Aphididae
Exons: 5
Coding region: 1-2550 (849 amino acids)
Biological process (GO): DNA integration
Molecular function (GO): nucleic acid binding
Source: RefSeq, a predicted model, not a curated record
AUGGAAGUCGACUCAGGCGCAUGUGCAUCAUUACUAAGUGAAGAUAUGUAUUUAAAAAUGUUUUCUUUUGUACCAUUAAUUGAUGUUGUAGUUAAAUUUGUAUCAGUUACAGGAGAAAAUGUUAAGUUAUUGGGAAAACUGUUGGUUAACGUGAGGCUGCGCGGUGACAUUGAAAGCAAAACUGUUUGUUUAGAAUUAUUUGUCAUAAAAAGUAAAAAACCGUGUGUACCACUCUUGGGUCGAGCUUGGUUGGAUAGACUAUAUCCAAGUUGGAGAAAUGUUCUUCAGUUCAAUCAAGUUUCAAAAAGUAGUAGUAAUUUGGAUACAUUAGCUGUUAAAUACCCAAAUAUCAUUCCUAAGUCGUCAAAUCAGGUAAUAAAAAAUUAUAAAGCUGAAAUAGUGUUAAAGGAUAAUGUUAAACCAAUUUUUCAUAAAGCUUAUACAGUACCAUUUAAAUUGAGAGAAAAGGUAAACAUAGAAAUUGAUAGAUUAGUGAAUGAAGGUAUUUUAGAACCAGUUAAAUUCAGUGAAUGGGCUAGUCCUAUAGUAAUCGUACCUAAAAAGAAUGGAAGUAUAAGAAUAUGUGUGGAUUAUUUGUCUGGAGCUUAUCAACAAUUAGAGUUAUCAUCAAGUUCUAAAGAAUAUUUGACAAUAAAUACUUUAAAAGGUUUAUUUAGAUUUACAAGAUUAACAUUCGGUGUAGCUAGUGCACCAGCUAUUUUUCAGUCUACCAUGGAUCAGAUAUUGUUAGGGUUGGAAAAUGUGUUUUGUUAUUUAGAUGAUAUAUUAAUAGGUGAAAACACUGUUGAGAAAUGUAAACAAAAGUUAGAUUUGGAAGUUGAUUAUUUAGGACAUACGUUGUCGAAUAAAGGUAUUCGUCCACAAAUAAAGAAAUUAGAAGCUAUUAAAGAGGCUAGGGCACCUAAUAAUGUGACUGAAUUGCAAGCUUAUUUAGGAUUAUUAAAUUAUUAUGGAAAAUUUAUUCCUAAUCUGAGUAGUGAAUUACAUGACUUAUAUAAAUUACUAAGGAAAGAUGUUAAAUUUGUGUGGAGCGAUAAGUGUCAAGAAGUUUUUGAAAAAAGUAAAACAUUGUUGUUACAAAAUCAAGUAUUAGAAAUUUAUGACCAAAAAAAGCCUAUCGUAGUAUGUGCAGAUGGUUCACCAUAUGGUGUUGGGGCAAUUUUGUCUCAAGUAGUUGAUGGGGUAGAAAAACCAGUGUUAUUUGCAUCAAGUUCAUUAUCUCCUGCAGAACAAAAAUAUUCUCAGUUACACAGAGAAGCGUUGGCAAUAGUGUUUGCAUUGAAAAAAUUUCAUAAAUAUAUAUAUGGUAACAAAUUCACAUUAUGUUCAGAUGCUCAAGCGUUAAGAGAAAUAUUUAGUCCACAGAAAGGUACAGCAGUGGUUGCAGCAUCAAGAUUACAGAGACGGGCAGUAUUGUUAUCUAUGUAUGAGUAUGAAUUUCAGUAUAGAUCAAGUAAACAAAUGGUCCAUGUCGAUGCGUUAAGUAGAUUACCAUUAAGUACAGGUACUGAUAUAGAAGAUGAUGUUAUUAAUGUAGUAGAAGCGUUAAAAAAAGAUAAAAUAUUAUUCAAAGUUUAUAACUAUGUAUUACAAGGAUGGCCUAGAAAAGUAGAAAGUGAGAUUAAGUAUUAUUUAAAGUUAAAAGAUAGUUUAAGUACACAGGAUGAUUGCUUAUUUUUUGGUGACAGGAUUGUAGUGCCAGAGGUAUUAAAAAAGAACAUUUUAAAGAUACUACAUAAAGAUCAUGAAGGUAUAGUAAGAAUGAAAAUGGCAGCAAGAAGUGUAUUAUGGUGGAAAAAUAUGAAUACAGAUAUAGAAGAAUUUAGUAAAGGAUGUGAAAUAUGUGAUCAGACUUCUAAUGUAAGUAAAGAAAAAGUUAUAUCAAAAUGGCCUAUGGUAGUUAAGCCAUGGCAAAGAGUGCAUGUAGAUUUCUUUCAUUUGGAAGGCAAUACGUUUUUGGUUGUGAUUGAUGCAUAUAGCAAAUAUAUAGUAGUGAAACUGUUAAGAAAAACAAAUUGUGAAUCGUUAAUUAGGGAGUUGCAGGAAGUGUUUGCAUUUUUUGGGUUACCUGAAGAGAUAGUAUCAGACAAUGGUCCUCCUUUUGGUUCAUGGUUAUUUAACAGCUAUGGUAAUCAAAGUAAUAUUAAAAUAACAAAAACACCUCCAUUUCAUAGUCAGUCCAACGGCUUGGCUGAAAGAGCGGUUCAAACUGUUAAAAAGUAUUUUAAAAAGUAUAUCUUAGAUAGAGAAUUAAGUAAAUUGACUGUUAAAGAAAAAGUAGUAAGGUUCAUUACAGUAUAUAACACUACGCCUUCAACAGUUACAGCACAGUCUCCAGCUGAUCGUAUGUUUUCGAUAGUUCAUAAGAAUCAGUUGAGGUAUCCUAGAAGUAUCGAUAAAGAUCAGGGUUAUUACACAUUACCAAACAGUAAUGCGUUACAUAGUAAAACAAAAAGUAAAGAGAGUGUAGUUGUGCGUCGUUCGGAGAGAGAUAGGAAGGUUACAAAAAGAUAUGGUUAUGAUAAUUAA